Molecule: messenger RNA, 7387 nt
Organism: Homarus americanus (American lobster)
Lineage: Eukaryota; Metazoa; Arthropoda; Malacostraca; Decapoda; Nephropidae
Exons: 1
Coding region: 254-6673 (2139 amino acids)
Biological process (GO): transcription by RNA polymerase III
Cellular component (GO): transcription factor TFIIIC complex
Molecular function (GO): protein binding
Source: RefSeq, a predicted model, not a curated record
GCCAACAGCACACCCACCAUUGCCAACAGCACACUCACCAACAGCACACCCACCAUCACUAGCAGAAAACCCACCAUCACCAACAGCACACCCACCAUCACCAACAGCACACCCCCCAUCACCAACAGCACACCCCCUAUCACCACACCCACCAUCUCUAGCAGCGCACCCACCAUCACCAACAGCACACCCAUCACCAACAACACAACCUUUUUCAUCGACAACUCAACCAUUGUCAUCGACAACUCAACCAAUGUCACCAACAACACAACCAUUGACACUGACAACACAACCAUCAUUGCCAACAACUCAACCAUCAUCACCAGCAAUUCAACCAGUAUCACUCACAGCUCAACCAGUAUCAUUAGCACACCCACAAUCUCCACCAAUUUACCAGGAGUCACUAAAUCUACAACCAGCAGUACAUGCACCUUCAACACCACCACUAGCAUCACCACCCCCUCACUCAUCAUCACCAGUUCCUCAUUUUACAGCACCUGUAUGCCAUCCUACAUCAGUUACAUCUCACCAGUCAUCAUUUACAUCACUUACACACCACUGUGUAUCAGCCAGAUCUUGCCAGGUAUCAACACCCAGUCCGGUAGAAGCAACUGACCACCACCCGUCAUCAUUUUCAAUCCAGACUACAGCACAUUGUCAAUCUUUUUCAUCUCCCUUCCAUACAUCAACUGCACUCCUUGGUACAGGUACAACCAUUUUACCUCAACAAUCUUCCUCUACAUCUCAUCUUGUAUCAGUUGAAGCCCAUAUGCCAUCUCAGGUGCCUCUCAAAAUGUUAUCAGCAACAUCAUUAAACCCCCAGGAACCUCAAAAGAAAAUAACAUUAAUUUCAAAUGAAAACGUUUCAGCAUCAGGCAAGAUGUUAUCAUCAGUUGAUUCUGAAGAAUGUGAUACGGAAAUUGCAUUGAUUUCUGAUAAUGAUGCCAUGGUACUUAAUAAAACUUUCAGUCAGUCUUGUCCUAAGUCACAUACAAGUUAUGAAAUUUUACCUAAAUCUCAGCAGAUGCAGAAAAUGCAACUACCUCUGAAAUCAACAGAAAUAUUGCAGAAUGCAACACAGGUGUCAGAAUCUAAUGCACUUCAGCUACCAGGAAAACACACACAUCAAAAGUCAAUGGAGUUACCAUAUGAAGACACUCCGGUAAUUUGCCAGCCAAUGGUAACUCUUCAGCAGGUGGUGCAGUUACCACAACAGGGACCACUAAUGACUACCCAACCCACAACUAGUUCUGCCAAUUUUAGUUUGAACGAUAUUGGUGUUCCCUUACCUGAACUUAUUAUACCUCAGAUAUUGGGUGAAUUUGACCCAUCAACUGGAACUUUUACAAGUAAUAAUCCAGUUUUCCUGCAGUCCAUCCUUAACACAAGUUUAAAUCAUACUGCUAGGCCUUUGGCUUCCAUAGAUUCAUCUCGAAAUAUGACUGACCAGGUGACAUCGUACUCAUCAUCUGCCACCUCUGUAAGCCAUGUAAGUGUGCAAAUCCAAACUGAAGAUUUUUCUGAGUGUGUUGACAAAUUUCCUCAAAAUCAGUGUCAGGAAAUCUCUCAAGUUGAAAAUCAGGUAAAUGAUGAGAUACCAAAUCAUUUAAUGGGAAUGCAACAGCAGCAACAGAUUUCAUGUUCAGAUGUAGAUCAGCAGGUGUUGAAACUUAAAACUGAAAGUUUACAGUGUAGUCAUGUCUCAGAUCCCAGGUCAAUUCCCGACAGCAGUGACAUACAUACUGGUAUGACAGAAUCUGAGCCUGUGGUACAAAAGAACACUAAAACAGAAAGUUCAUUAUCAGUAGACAGUGAACAUUCAAAUCCCUGUGAAGAUGAAAAUGAUAUAUAUGGCUCAACAAUAUUUGAAGACAGUGGUAGUGAUUCUGAGGAAAGACACGUGUGGUUUCCCAAGAUGCCAGAAGGUGAAGCUAUUCUUGGAACACAAUGUGAGAAUACAAAUGCUACAGGAAACAUGCAUGUUACAGAUGCAGAGAAUGAAGAAAUAUUGGGUGAAAUCAGAAACACAAAGCAAUCUGUAGAUAAGUCAGUGAAUGGAAAAAUAUUCAGAGAGAAAAAAGCAGAUUCAUGCAUAGGGCAAGAUACUGUAAAAAAAGAAAAUAAUGAUUUAAAUGCUAAGAAAUUGCCUGUACCAGAGGAUAUUACAGCCAUACAGUGGAUGGGUGGAGCUAGAAGUAACGAGAUUACCAAAGAUUCUUACAAAAAGUAUGUUGGUGUUAAAGAUGCAAUAUCUGAUGCAGUUAAUGCACCUGGUUUGUAUGAAAUGUCAGAGGAGACAAAUGUUGCCAAAGAAAGGGUCUCCAGUACAAAAAGUAAGGAUGUGACAUUAGGAAAAGAAUCAGUUGAUCCUCAUCUAUGGGAUAUGAAGUCGGAAAAAGAAAAUGAAUUUGCCGUGACAGAGAUGGAACAUACGACCAUAAAAGAAGGCAUACAUGCAAAUGUUAAGCUGAAUAAUUUGCAGUUAAUUGUGCCAGAUGUACUUGAUGAAUCAGGUAGUGGAAUGCACACAACAGAAAUGGAUUUGGAGGAUAAUAGAGGGUUAUCAGUCGAGAUUAAAAGAAGAGAAACGAUAACUGAUGAAGUAGAUGUAACGCAUUCUGACAUUGAUCCACUUUCUUUAAGUCAAAAUUUGUCCUCUGAAAUAGACACACAAGAAAACCAAUCAGAAAUAUUUUAUGAUAAAAAAAUGGAUGAUCGGGUGCAUGAUACACCCAAUAUACCAAAGACUUGUUCAUUAGAAAAUAAUGAACAUAGUUUCAAUUCUCCGCAAAUUUUGCAAAUCAAUGAAGAUAGUUGUGGAUGCCCAUCAGUUGUACAUGGUAAUAAUGGGAGUAAAGAUGAAAAUGAAAUUACAGUAUUAUCUGGAAUUAACUAUGUAGGUAGUAUUGCCUGCACAGUUGUAAAUUCCCAGGACUGUGAAGCAACCAAAAUUUCAUCUAGAGGUAGAGGUAGAGGUCGAGGAAGGAGAAGAGGAAGAGGAAGGAGAAAAUGGAAGGGUGCUUCUUCAGUAAAGGAUAAGACUUAUUCAUUUGUCAGUAACUGUGAUUUGGAAGAAGUUUCUUAUCACAGUGGUAAUAAUGGUAACUGUCUCGAUACAGCUGAAUGUGAGUUACCUUUUCAAGUUGAUAAGAGGUCUAUUGGUGUAACAGCAACAUUUGAUGAAGGAACUAAAAGAUGUGAUCAGAUAAUGUCUUCACAAGAAAAUAAUUUGGAUAUGAAUGAUACAUCUGAGAGUAAACCCAUUCCAUUCCUGAAAGAGGGUGAAACAAAGGAAAAGUCAUCAAUUUCCACUGUUAAUCCUGUGUCACCUACAGUUCGUGCUUAUGACCAGAAUUUGGAAAACAUUACAGAAACUUGGGAACCUGUGAGAAAAAAACCCAGGAGCCAUUCUGGUAGGAAUAUUGCAAAAGAUAUUGAGGAUUCAGAGCUUGUAGAAAAAGUUGAGCAUGUGUCACGUGGUGGUAGGAAGCUGAAACUUAAAGAUUGGUGGACUGGUGUAGUGACCGAUUCCACUUCACUUCGAAGUAAAACUAAUAGUGGGUCUAAAUUCUUGGUCCGAUCAACUAUAAAAUCCCCCAAAUUCAAAGAUUCCUCAGUUUCAAAAAAUAGUUUAUUAGAAUUAUGUGGUGUUACAGAGGACCUCGAAGAAAGGGAAGAAGUGGGAAAUGCUCCAUGCCAACCAGUUGAUAAAUUGAAAUCCAAAGAAAAUAUGCUGGAGAGCAGAGAUAUAACAGGUGAUGCCUUGUCGACAGUACCAGAGGAUGAACCACAUACAAGUGUAUCUGUGCCAGAUGUAGGUAAUGCCCAAAAAACCGAAAUAGAUAGAGAACGGGUUUCACCAGUACCUUGUGGUGCAAAACGUGGCAGAAAAAGGAAAAAUCGCUCUUCAGGUUUAAACCAGAAGAAGGAAAUAGAUUCUGACUUAAGUCAACUAGAGGGAGAAGUAAAGUGUGGCAAGUGUGGCAUUUUGUGUGAAUCGCCAAUACUCUUCAGAUCACAUUCUCAGCUUGAACACAAUGGCUUAGCAAGACCUAAUGGAGAGAAUCAAGAUUUCACUGAUGAUGAGGUUAAAAAUAUAUUGAGCACUACAAUAAAAACAAUUAAAAGACUCAAAUGCAUGACAUGCUUAAAUGAAUUUCGGUCUCUUUUAGGGUACACGAGACAUAUUUUAGCCUGCGGAGUUAAGAGUGAGGAUCUGAACUCAAAAUGUAAAAUAUGUUACAAGCAAAUAAGAUAUUAUUACUUAGAUCUUCACAUGAGAAAAAAACACUCUGAGAAACUUGAAGAACCCAAAAAGAAUGUUGACAUAACAGACUCUGGACUAAGGCCAAGGCGUAAGGCAGCAGCAAAUUGUAAUGCUAGGUUGCAAGUUUGGGGAUCCAAUAAAACUGGGGUGUGUGGAAGUGACAUUUCUGAUACUGAAGAUGAUUAUCAAAAACAAUUUAAUCUUUCACAGUUUUAUACAAAGCCUGAUAUGAGUAUCCCUGAAGAAUGUACUAAGAAAUGGGAAGCUGAUAUUGAUGUUAAUGGGAAAGCUGAGUGUACUAAUGAAGGAUGCACCUAUACAUUUACAGCGAUAUACAAGGGAAACAAGCACUAUCAGGAUUGUCCUCAUUCAACGUCUGGGAAAACAUUCACAUGUAGUAUUUGUGAGUUCGUAUCAGUCGUGGAAGAUGAAAUGCUGAAUCACUUAACUUCGAAUCACACUGAUGUAGUUGCAGGAUCCUUUGAAGGAAGUGAUUUUGAGACAACAGACGAAGAAGAAGAUGACACUUGGAAAGUACAGAAACCUUACAUAAGAGUAACAAGUGGACAACUAAAGCCAUUCCCAUAUGCUUUGAAGUGGACACUGGACUUUUUGAAUGAGACCAUUUCAGAUAAUCUUUUUUCAGAUUUAUGUAUAUUAAGAAAAGAUUGGACCACACUUAAUUUGCAAUAUGACAGAAAGUAUUUACCCUCAGUUGAAUGUAGCCCUAAGUUUAAAAUGCAGAUGGUUACUAGUGACAAAAAUAAACCAGUGGAAGCAUGGCAGCAACUGAACCAACUGAAUGGAAUAGUACAGGGAAAAGGGUAUGCCAUGUUCUGUGGUGGACCAGUGGUAGCCUCUGCUUGGUGCCCACAGCCUUCCUCUGUGUCUCUUAGUUCAGAUACACAGCAUUUGGCUCUGUCCUCUCUCUCUUCCCCUCAAACUAAAUAUCACAUUCUUAAAUCAGCCACCCAUGAAGGACUUAUACAAAUCUGGGAGUUGUCUUGUUCAAAUGAAAAUGCAGAAAUCCCACCCAAAUUCCUGUUGGGCAUAGCACAUGACUUUGGAAAUGUAUGGUCACUUGUUUGGUGCCCAUCAGGUACUUAUGAUUUUCAAGAUGAUGCUCCUAUGGAGAAAGGCACUUUAUCAAGAUUGGGUCUUUUAGCUGCAGCUUGUUCUGAUGGAACUAUACGAAUAUUUGCUAUCCCACACCCCAGUAACCUGAACUUUUCAGACUCUUGUAGAAUAUAUAAGGUAUUACCAAAGGUAACCCUAAGUCCAGGUAAAAUGUACAAAGAUGAAGCUCAGUGUCUCAAAGUUGAUUGGUGUCGUGGGAAAGGGCAUUCAUAUAUUGCAGGAGCUUUUUCAACUGGUGUUGUGUGCAUUUGGGAUAUGAGUAGUACAUCUCCUUUAAUAAUGGUCAAAGAUGUCCAGGGAAAUUUCACCUUUUAUCCUGUGAAUUCUUUUCCUGCACAUAAUGGUGUCUGUUCUGUUGUAGCAUUUUGUCCUACUACUGGAGGACGAAACCUGGUAAGUGGAGGUAAUGACCGCACUUAUAAGUUCUGGGAUUUAGAAAACACGGACAUGCCACUCUCUAUAGCACGUAAAGGGUUGGUGUUAGAUGCGGUUUGGCUACCUCAUUGGGCUGGGUGCUUUGUUUCAUUUGAUGAUGUUUAUGGGCUUACAAACACAAACACCUGUUUCCGUGAAAAUGGGUUCUUUGGUAUACAAUCUCGUAAUGUACUUUCCUCCAAUGCACCUGUUUGGUCUCUUGCUGGUUCUGACUGGCUCAAUGCAAUAGUACAGGGAGAUUCCUCUGGGGAAGUGAUGAUCACUAUACAGCAACAGCUUUUCAGGAAUUACGAAAAUGAUAAAUAUCCAUCAAAACGCAAGGUUCCAUUAUUAUCAGUACGCUUGCAAAAUAUUUCAAAAACUACCCCAGUCUCUCUUCGUGUUUGUCAGGAUUCAAAGUUGGGUACUGCAGAAAAUUCUCAAGCUAAAGUUUCCAAGAAGCAUAAAAAGCCACGACCAAGACAAGAAGAAAAAGAUUCACUGGAGGAAGAUGGCCUUUGUCCAGCCUCUUAUAUAGAAUGGCCACGAUCAUAUUUGGAGACCUAUGAAAAUUAUGGCCUUGUGUUCUCAGAUCAAGACAAUGAAAACUUCUCCUGUAUUCCAGAUGUUGAAAUGUCAGAACGUAAACGUUCAGAUAGUAUGCAGCCUGGUCCUGUGGCAUGUUAUCCAAUGAUGGCAGCCACUUCUGUUGCUUGGAAUAACAACAUAGGUGCCCAUACUUGGAUUUUUGUUGGCACUAAUUCAGGAAUUUCUAGAGUAGUAAAUGUUAAGGCUUUAAAAACUGCAGAAGAAAAGGAAUUUAUUAAUGAGACAUGGAAGAGAAAAGUGAAGUAAAGGUUUAAAGCUCAGCUUGGAUAUGAAUACUACUAAGUACUGUAGAUGAUAUAUGAUGUAAGCAUAAGGUGUGGAUGCAGAUUUAUUUUCAAAGCUAAAUCAUUUAUUUUUAUGUUUUAAAUUUUGUAGUUGGGACAUAAUGCUGUAGUAGUACAGUUUUAUGGUUUGCUGGUUGUAUUUUUAUUAAAGAUAUGUUUUACGACCUAAGUAAAACUAGAUAUUUUUUUUUUUUAAUUAAGGUUAAAAAAUCAUCAUGAGAAUAGUUUUAUUAGAAGAAUCCUCCCUCAGUUACUUCAUGUGAAGUUACGCAAUAUUUUACUUACCGUACAGUAAAAACCUCAUAAUUCUUACUCUCCUAAUUCAAAAUCACUCGUAAUGUUUGUUGUUACAAAUUUUGUAAUACCUGUACUGUAUUUAUAAUUUUUUUAAAUGUGAGAGACUUUUUGAAAUACAGUAUUAUGAUAUAUAUAUAUUACAAUUUUUGUAAUAUUUGGUGAAGUUUUGAAUUAUGAGAGACAUUUACGAAUAUUACUGUACAUAUGAUGCACAUGUCGCCAUGGGAUGCGACCACCUUCCUUAGUGUAAAUAUGUACGGUAUACAGUGACCCCUCGGUUAACGAACUCAAUCCGUUCCAGAAGGUCGUUCGUUAACCGAAACCAUUGUUUCAAUGGGUUUUUGGGUAAUUGGUUCCAGGUCACCGAAAAUUUCCUAAA